Messenger RNA from Dovyalis caffra, 162 nucleotides. Lineage: Eukaryota; Viridiplantae; Streptophyta; Magnoliopsida; Malpighiales; Salicaceae. The record is from the annotation of a GenBank genome assembly.
CCUAGAAAGGCUUUAAGCUUCGGUGGACAAAUAAGAGUUGAGCCGGAAGUGCCCACUGCCUGCCUUAUUGGGCCAUUUCGGGCUUUGCUGAAUGCUGACCAAUCAAGCACGAAGCUUCCUCCGAGGGGAAUCCCACAACUAUUGGGUCUUGGACCUAAUUGA